Naegleria gruberi is the source of this 822-nucleotide messenger RNA. RefSeq lists its product as uncharacterized. The coding region runs from base 1 to 762 and encodes 253 amino acids. The record is from RefSeq and is a predicted model, not a curated record. The transcript has a single exon. Lineage: Eukaryota; Heterolobosea; Eutetramitea; Acrasida; Naegleriidae.
AUGGAUGAUCAUGAUUUUAGAGGAAGUGAUGUGCAUGGUGGUGAAGAUGUAGAUCAAUCCAUGGUACAUAACACAUCACAUGUAAAUAGUAGUGAAAGUGCUUCCGAGAAAGGAGGUAUUACACCUGUAAAUAUUAGACAAUUAAUCCAUGCCGAAAUGCCAGAAACCAAUCAUUUCGUCAUUGACUGCAAGACAAAGAAGAAAAGAAUUGAACAAGUUACUCUUGUUGCACAAAUUGUAAAAUUUACUAAUGAACCCGAGAAACGAAAAUUAAAUUUAUUCCUUGAUGAUGGUACAGGAAGGAUGAGCGUAAUUUUGUACGCAAUUGAUACUGAGAAAAAGUUUGAAGCUUGUGGUGGUGUUAUUGAAAAUGGACUCUUUUUGAGAAUUUAUGGUAUUUUGAAUAUUGAUAAUAGAACUGGAACAAGAUAUAUUGUUGGUACAGGUUUAUCACUAAUUAUGGAUAUCAAUGAAUUUACCACUCACUUAUUGGACGUAAUUGUUGCAUCUCUGCAUUCUCAAUAUGGUUCACUUGUAGGGAAGAAAGUGCCAAAAGUUCAACAACAAAAAACUCUGGAAGUGUCUAUCUAUGAACUUGUUGCUAAGAAACCAGGCAUUUCAUUUCAUGAAGUUGUUUCAGAAUUGAAUUCUGAUUUUGAUGCAACUAUUGCUGCUUUCCAAAUUUUAUUCGAAGGAGGUAAUCUAGGAUAUGCACCAAAUAGCACUGAACAAUAUGUUGUUGCAAAUAAACUCUUCUACUAAGGCAGUCGAAACCAUUAACUUUCGGCUCAAUAAAUUAUCAAUAAAUAAUAAAGAAUUUUG